Penicilliopsis zonata CBS 506.65 is the source of this 1825-nucleotide messenger RNA. RefSeq lists its product as hypothetical. NCBI's taxonomy places the organism in Eukaryota, Fungi, Ascomycota, Eurotiomycetes, Eurotiales, Aspergillaceae. The coding region runs from base 194 to 1747 and encodes 517 amino acids. The transcript has a single exon. The record is from RefSeq and is a predicted model, not a curated record.
GGCAGACGAUAGUUAGUACUCAGUGCUCACUAACUACUCACUGACCGCCGAAAGGAGGAAAAUAACAAUACCACGGGAGUGUCCUUGCUCUGGGCAGUGUUAUCAACGGUUGCAACCAGAUUCCUGCUUCAGAGUGUUGUCUUCUGAUGAUAUAUAGUGAUCUUGAAUGGAUACUGCAUCUCAGACUGUCGCAAUGGCCGGCCAGGACGAGUCCGCCCUCCACAUUCCGCCGUUCGCUAAACCCCUCUCUCCUUACGUUAAGAGCCGUCAGGAAACCCUGCGGAUCCGCCGCGUGUUAACGCUGUACCUCCGAUCACAAAUCACCCUUGCCGAUGACCAGACCGAGUACGCACCGCCGCAUCUUGCGUUGUGUGCCCCGCAGUACGUCGCGACGGCUGUCAAACGCAUUCCUUCCGACGUGACGGGGCUGCGGAGAGAAUAUCUGGAGGCGCUGCAGGCGAAUAUAACGGCACGGAGAGAAUAUGAGACUGUCGUUGAAAGAUUGGCAGCGAGAAAACCGCCGGGGGAGGAGGGGCAGUCUUCGCACUCGGAGACGGAGGCAACGGAGGGAGUCGAUGCAGGGUUGCAGACGUACUUGAAGCUUCUCCGGGACCGUCGCCGGCAUGCCAAGCUCCAGGUUUUCGAGCAUUAUCUCCAAGACAUGAAAAAACGCCGAGAGAGGGGGAAAUCCGGGGACGGGGAGACACAUGCACACCAGCCAUUAUUCCCGGCUGACGGCAGUGGCGUGGCUGGGGCAGGAGAUAUCGGUGUGAGAGGACUGGUCGAUGACCUGGAACGAGCCAUUGUCAGUGCCAAAUCGCGGCUAGACCGGGAGAAAAGAAUGCUGGAGGAGUUGAAAUCCCGGCACGAGUCUUCGACACACUCGGAUUCUGCUCUCCCUGUCAAGGCUAGGGCCCUGCAGCGGACCCGGGACGAGCUGGUGAAAUGGGUCGAGGACCGGCUUGCGACCGCCAGUCACGAGGAGGCUACAUAUGUUGGCCUCCCCGCGGCCGAGGCAGAAGGCGCCCCCGCGCAUCUGCUGGAUGAUCUACAAAGCCACAUACAGGAGGAAUACAGUGCGUAUGUGGAUGCCCGGCGGAAGCUUCUCGAAGUCCUGUCAAGAGCAUACCGAACGCUCUCUACGCCUGCUCCGAAGCAUCCUCCCGCUCAUACUAGUGAUAACCCCGGUGAAAGCAGGCGGGAGACCGGAGCGGGGUACGACUUGAAUGUCUUACAGCUUGCGAGCGAGGUGUUCCUGCCACUUUCCAAGAGCCAGAAGGCUCUGAUUUUACAGAAAUCGUACCUAGCCGGUCUCCUAGCGAAGGAAAAGACGACAGCACUGCGCCUGCUCGACCGAUUGAGCAGCGAGAGCCAUCUGCUGCCGGAAUACCCUAUCCUCGCCCGACAUUCGCGGUUCCAGCACGCCGUGGCGGCGCUCGGCUCUGCUGCAGAGCGAGCACCCCGUGACGAGAUUCUCGCCUCUGCCGAGGCAUGGGCGUUUGCUUCGGACGCAGCGCGGACGAACGAGCAGGAGCAUGUCGACCAGCAGAUCACGGUGGGCAUGGAGGCGGCACAGGAGGCGCGACAGACGCUGGAAGUGGUCUACGGCAUGAUGAACCAGGAUCUCGAGGCUGUCACGGCCGUGGAUGACACUGGCGAUAUCUGGGCCUCUGAGGUUCAGUCUCGCAAAAGUAAGCCUGUUCGACCUAGAGGGCCAUGGUCGAGACUGAACGGCAGCAUGGGAUAGUGUCUAUGUUUAGUACUCCGUAUGUAGGUAGUCUAAUCAAUCAUAAGUUAGUAGUAAAAUAUACCUAUUCCCAACCAC